Messenger RNA from Solea senegalensis (Senegalese sole), 4729 nucleotides. It is a transcript of the gene dedd, whose product is annotated as death effector domain containing. Gene Ontology annotation, molecular function: DNA binding; protein binding. Gene Ontology annotation, biological process: extrinsic apoptotic signaling pathway via death domain receptors; apoptotic process; regulation of apoptotic process. The record is from RefSeq and is a predicted model, not a curated record. The transcript is spliced from 5 exons. Gene Ontology annotation, cellular component: nucleolus. The coding region runs from base 411 to 1625 and encodes 404 amino acids. Lineage: Eukaryota; Metazoa; Chordata; Actinopteri; Pleuronectiformes; Soleidae.
UAAACUAUAAUGUAAACUGGAAGUUCUUUCAUUUUAGCUGAAGAACGAGAAUUGUCUGCUUGUUUUUCCCACGGUGACUGGCUGUGAGUGUGGACCACAGCCAGGAGGAAAAACAAUACAUCGUAUUCGCGGUGCGUGAAAUGUGUCGUACCGCACAUCGAUAGAACGGAGUCGAGUGUUGAACGUCGACUGUGUUAUCGACCAAAACAAACCGUAGCAUCCGUGUCGUCUCCUCGCUUGGGGAAGACGCUGGGAACGCAAACUUAGCGUUAGCGGCCUACGGAACUUUGUGGGUGACGAGCUUGUUGGGGGAAAAAAUAUCCAGAAGACACGAGCCUAUCAGUUGGAGCAGUAAAAGGUGGAAGGAGCUGCAGGGACCGGAGGCUCCCUCAUCACCAUAGGGCCCUGAGAUGACAUCACAACAACCUCAGCUCCCCAAUGCUGUCAUUCCUCCCCAGCUUGCCCAGAACUCCUCUGCUCAACAGGCCCGGCCCCAUCUUCCAGCCAAUCAGCUGCAUACGGGCCAGAGCAGUGCAAAUGCUGGUUCUGUGGAACACAGAGCGCUAACAGGCAGGCCAGGCUCCUCAGGUGUGUCAGCGGCCAGUGGAGAAGUGACCAGCAGAAAUGUUUCAGCCUCCUGCUCCAACCACAGCUUAAGCAGGAGAGAUGGUGGUUUUGAGCCGUGGCCCGAGGAAGCUGUGGACAACUCCCAUGGGUUAUACUCACUCCACCGCAUGUUUGAUAUAGUUGGAGCCCAGCUAACGCACCGGGAUGUCAGGGUACUGUCGUUUCUCUUUGUUGAUGUGAUCGAUGAGUAUGAACGUGGUGGCAUCAGGAGUGGAAGGGAUUUCCUGCUGGCUCUUGAGCGCCAGGGUCGCUGUGAUGAGACCAACUUUCGGCACAUUCUCCAGCUCCUGAGGAUUAUCACUCGUCAUGAUCUUCUGCCUUAUGUCACACUCAGGAAACGACAGGCUGUGUGUCCAGAUCCUGUUGAUAAGUACCUGGAAGAGACAUCAGUGCGCUACAUUUCACCAAGAGGAACAACGCAGAGCAAAGAUGCUGCUUCUCACAGAAGAACAGGUCCUCAGCCAGUCAUCUGCUGUUCCCCGUCAGGACCUCAUGUUGGCCCUCCCCGAACAAAGCCAGCUCCUCCUGCACCAAACCGCAAACGAAAGAGAAGUCACUCCUCCGCUGACUGCAGAGAGAAGCAAACAUGUGAUAUCCGCCUGCGGGUUCGAGCCGAGUACUGCCAGCACGAGUCUGCACUUCAGGGAAACGUAUUCUCCAACAAACAAGAGGCCGUGGAGCGACAGUUUGAACGCUUCAACCAGGCCAACACUAUCCUCAAAUCGCGAGACUUGGGCUCGAUCAUCUGCGACAUAAAGUUCUCCGAGCUCACCUAUUUAGAUGCCUUCUGGAGGGACUACAUCAAUGGAUCAUUGCUAGAAGCCCUUAAAGGGGUCUUUAUCACAGAUUCCCUUAAACAGGCUGUGGGCCACGAGGCUAUCAAACUGUUGGUGAACGUUGACGAGGAGGACUACCAGGCCGGUCGGCGCAAACUGCUUUGUAACUUGGUCACGGGUGGCGGCGGCCCACCAGGAGGUAGCAAAGACUCUGUAUCUUAGACACACGCUCUGGAGGUGGAACCGUAUGAGAGGGAGGCUGAUGUUCCUCCAUGACAAGUCAUAGUUGAAAUGUGGUUUGAGGUGCCUGGAGUGUGUGUCUGAGAGGAACUAAGACUUCCUGUCACCCCAUUGAUUCCUUGAGAGCUAAGUUCAUAGGAUAUCUAUUCGGCACCCAUAUGCGUAGCAUGCAAAGUGAUUGGGAACAUUGUUAGCAAAAAGAAGUAGGCGAUGCAUACAGGUUGGCGCUACUCUGACUUCUAAGCUGUUCAUUUUCUUCAAGGAGGAGAAUGCCGAUGUCAAAUGUGGACUGACUUUGACUAAUGUCUGGUUUCUGGUAUGUUAUCUCAUUGAAACACAUUUGUUAACUCUUCACCCCUGUUCCAAAGUGUGAGUGAGUUACUUUCAAUCCACAAAACAUGCUUAACGCUGAUGAGUUACUCCCAGUGGGAGAUGUACCUUAAUGUCAAACAUGUUUGUCCUUUUUUCCAAGGUUCUUCAGGUACAGUUCAGAUCGCUUGGAUUAAACUCAAUGAGAGAGUGUUGUGUAUGUUUAUAGAACGGUGUAGACCACAGCUGAUUUGCAUUUAGUUUGUCUCCUUGUGUCAAGCUUUUCUGUCUCACUGUCUGUUCUGCGAAGGUCGACCCCCGUCAGAGCCCUUUUAUUAUGGCUCACAUUUGGCCACUGUCAACAUGAUUUUGUCUUUGCUGUCACGUUCUCACAUGGCUCGAUCUACAGCUAUGAUUCUUGCCCACUGCCAAUAUUUAUUUACUGACGUGUCCAGUGGUAUCCAGUAAAAUAGCAAGUCGGUCACUGGGGUUCUGGAUUUGUAAAUCGGUGUCAUGCCUGUAAUGCCCACUCGCCUCCCAUUCACAUACUCACUAGUAAUGCCACUCUGAACCUUAUCAGUGACAACUGGUCAAACCGGCAUGUGGAAAUGUGCUUCCUGCUGCUGAAUAAUUCUCCCGGUUUCCCCCUACUGCCAUCUGUUGGAAGGGAGAGUAGUUUCACGUCGUGCAGGCGCAGAACUUACGUGCUGGUUGCUUGUGAGUUGUAGUCGAUGAGGUGUAUUCCAGACAAGUGCAACUUCCUCCCCGGCACAUGGCAACUGUGGCAGUGCUGUAGUUAGUCGUCGCUGUUUGACAUUGGGGCCAGUGUGUACUGUUCCUGUUUCCUGCAAUGGUAAAGAAAUGGCACCCAGCUAUUCCUCAUAGACUCUUUCUAAAAAUGGACGUAGUCUUACGGUUACAAAAAAGCUUCCAAUAUGAAGUCUUGAGAUGUCAGAGAAUCACAGACGUCACCUGCAACCAGGCGACUAUUACAAAAAAUACCAGCUGUCAAUCAAUCACACUGGUCUCCACUCUGGGAAUGUAAUUUGCAAAAUCAAGGAAAUCAAGGCCUGAAACUAGCGAUUGAGACCGUUAACUCCUCAGGAAAACUGACGCUAUAAAUUAAGUGACAAGUACAAGCUCACUUUACCAUUGGCUUACAUUCAAAUGGAUUAUUUGUGACCUGUGGAGUUUCGCCCCCUAGUGGCUAAAUGCUACUAUAUGGGAGUCACUUUUCAAAUAAAACAGACUAGGUCCAUUUUUAUACCCAGUCUAUGCUAUUGCUGUACUCACUGCGAGCGUGCAGUACUGAUGAGGAUGCGGCCAGUUGAUGUGAUGUCGUCAUGGUGAUCGACUCUCCGUGAUGAUGAUCCUCUACAACUCAGCACAGAGCUCUUAAACAGUGACGUUCUUGUUUUAACACUUUUUUUUUUUUUUUUUACAGCACAGCUUGAAAUGGCAAUUAACCAAAAUGGGAACUUGCGUUCAUUUCAUUUUGGUAACCAUAAUGAAAUAGGAGGCAUUAUACCUGGCAGGUGCCUGUGAAAUGUACAUGUUGACAGUAUUACUGAUCCAUUUUCACACGUUCAUCAAAGACACACGCAUGGUGCUGUUUGAUACGAUUGUCUCACACACAGUAGCUCACCCCCACCACAGACUAAAACCUCUGUUCGCUCACAUAAUCCCGACAGUAUUUCAGCGUAGUUGUGGUUGUCAGUCAAGAAAUACCUUUUGAUUUGACUGUUAAAUCUAAUGUAGGCCAUUGAACCCAAUAGACAAAUUCCAGUGGUCCAGUGGCGUCAGACAUCGAUGUCAUGGUGUAAUUUUUUUUUAAAAAUCCCCCCAAAAUGUGUUUUUAUAAAAUAAGAAGUAAAAGAUGAAAAGACUUGGGCAGUUUGAAAAGUCUUUAUUCAUUAUUAUGAGUAUCUUUGUUUGGAAAUGUAUGAUUAUUAAAUAUGAUAUAUCAACAACAUAAUGCUAUUUUGUGAUGAGCUGAUUUAAAACUUGUUACAAAAAGUAGAUUAGAGACUGACGGUAGAAACAGACUCUUGUCUCUAACGCUGAUGAGUUAAAUUGACGUUCUUUCUGUUGCGAGUAGACUAAAAUACACACAGGUUCAUAUUCAUAAGCACAUUUGAAAAGUGUGACAAAGUGCUUUCCACUUCUUACAUCUGUAUGUUUCUUCUAGCUGCAUAUAAAAAUGCAUCGUUGUUUUUGCCAAAUUAUUAUUAUAAUUUUUUUUAAUUUUGCCUCUGAUUUUUAAAAUGUAAUUGAUCUUCUGUCACGUUUCCAUCAGUUUGUUCAAAUGGAGUGAAAUGCAGCAGUUUGCUUUUAUGUUCCCUAUUAAACAUUUUCACUGUUUGUAUUUACCAAAUAUAAUCUUCCCGUUAAAGAAGCCCUAUCUUAUUUAUGCCAUCAUACCAUCCAGGGGUACGCGCGAGAACAUACAUGUCUUGAUUGACGGGCCACUGUUACUCUGAAUUAUAUAGAGUACAGGCCUCCAUUUUAUUCAUAAGGUUGCAAGUUAGUAUCUAUUAUAUAGGUUGGUGUAUGUUAUGUUAAUGUGUAUGUUUGUCGUUCAAUGCUGCCGUCUUUUACGCAACAUUGCAUGUACCCCUUGUCACGAUCUCCACCAGAAAGCUCAUAGAAAACUCACAGUGCUAACAUUUUGUAAAUAACUAUUGGAUGUCUGGUUUUCUUACCUAAAUUUUGCAUUUCUUUCAGAAAACUGAUGAGAAGGACUGUUCAAUAAAUGAAAUGGAUGGGUUUUCGAUGAA